This is a messenger RNA of Gopherus evgoodei (Goodes thornscrub tortoise), 6204 nucleotides long. RefSeq names its product NFU1 iron-sulfur cluster scaffold (gene NFU1). NCBI's taxonomy places the organism in Eukaryota, Metazoa, Chordata, Testudines, Testudinidae. Gene Ontology annotation, biological process: iron-sulfur cluster assembly. The record is from RefSeq and is a predicted model, not a curated record. Gene Ontology annotation, cellular component: mitochondrion. The coding region runs from base 30 to 791 and encodes 253 amino acids. Gene Ontology annotation, molecular function: iron ion binding; iron-sulfur cluster binding. The transcript has 8 exons.
CCGGCCGCCGGCGCCUCGGGAGAGCCAAGAUGGCGGCAGCGGCGCGGUGGCUGCGGGCGGCGGCUGGGCUGGGAGGCCGGUUCUGUCGCAUGACAUUAAAAAACGUUAAUUUAACAACUGAACAGCCUCUCUGCCAAUUCGUACGAAGGAAACCGUUUCUUCCAUCCACCGUAGCACAUAAUACAGUAAGAUGCAUGUUUAUUCAGACUCAGGACACUCCAAAUCCAAAUAGUUUGAAGUUUAUUCCAGGAAGAGAAGUACUGGAGUCGAGGACCAUGGAUUUUUCUACACCAGCUGCAGCGUUUUGCUCACCUUUAGCGAGGCAGUUGUUCAGGAUUGAAGGAGUUAAAAGUGUCUUCUUUGGGCCAGACUUCAUCACAGUCACAAAGGUGAGCGAAGAUUGGGAUUGGAAUUUACUGAAACCAGAUAUUUAUGCAACCAUAAUGGAUUUCUUUGCCUCUGGUUUACCUGUAAUUACUGAAGGGGCACCUCGUACAGAUACAGCUGCAUCAGAAGAUGACGAUGAAGUUGUGUUAAUGAUUAAGGAACUUCUGGAUACCAGAAUAAGGCCAACAGUUCAGGAGGACGGAGGUGAUGUCAUAUAUAAAGGCUUUGAAGAUGGGAUUGUACAGUUAAAGUUGCAGGGUUCAUGCACUAGCUGUCCCAGUUCUAUCAUAACGCUGAAGAAUGGGAUACAGAACAUGCUGCAGUUCUAUAUUCCAGAAGUAGAAGGCGUGGAACAGGUUGUUGAUGAUGAAGAUGGAGUGGAGAAAGAAGCAAACUCUACCUGAGCUAACAGCAUGUGUGAGACUCUAAAUAGAAAAGUGUUCCUGGGGGUGUGUAUAACUUAACCAUGUCCUGAGGAACAACGAAAAUUGCCAUUCUCUACUUUAGAAAAAUAGUUAAAUUUUCAUCUUUUAAAAUGCUGCCCCUAUUUAAAGAUAAUACACUGCUUUUUCCAGGGACUUACUAUAUGGUCUGCUUUCAAAAGAGAACUUGUUCCUUCUCCUGUAGACUUCAUAACUGUUACGCGUGGUUAAGAAACAAAUGAAAAAGGCAUUUUUAAACAGUGAUUUGUCGGUCUAUUUCUAUUUCACACACACAGGCUUAAGAAUAAAAGUGGGAAGUGAAAAAAGUAAGUGAAAUUGUUUAGAAUAAAUUCUAAAAGUUGUGCAUUUUAUAUAAUAUCUGUAUCAAAUAUUCUCCCUGUUCUGGCUUAUGGGCUUUUGGAAUGACUUGCAAUCGUAUUCUGAAGCUCUGAGAUGUAGAGUUUAUUUUUAUGAAGUAAAUUAUUUUUGUUCUUGAUUACUGUGUGAGAGAGUUGACUAAAAGUUAACCUGGUCACUUCAAAUGUUUGUUGAUUAUACCCAGUUGUUAAAUAUAAUAAUAUUGACUAGUUUUGUGAUUUGUUAUUUCCUUCCUUCCAAAAUUGUAUAGACAAUGGCAACAAAAUCAGAUACAAUUAGUUACAGAUGUGAAUCAGCUCUCUAAGAAAAUAAAACCAUUUUUAAAAAAGAGUUCAUUAGAUGAUCCUUAUCAGCCAUGAUAGUUGGAGAGACUAAUGCACUUUUUUAUAACUAAAGAUUAUCCAGCAUAUAUUAUUAAUCUGUUUAAAUUUGCAAUAGGUCCAACCCUUAACAUACUAUUUCUGGGUGAGGAAAAACGUGGCAGGAGAGAACAGGUCAGUUUUUAAAUGUUUGUAAAACUAUGGAAAGGGAAGAAGUUGACUUUUUGAAACUGAAAUCUGUCACUCGUGCAUUUCAAGAGCAAAACAUCUAUUUCAUGGGUACUUAGAGGCAUAACCUGUUUCCAGUGCCCAGUCUGAGUAGAUGACUUGGGUAUUAGAGAUUCUGCUUUCCAAAUGAGUUGCUGUAUGGCCAUGACUUGGGCUUGUGGCUGGAAGAGUUCCUACAGUUUUUGUGCUCCCUCCCCUACAUGCAGGAGUUGAUUACCUGCUGCACAUGCCCUAUCUCCCUUCAAGAGCCACGGCUAUGCAGGAAGCUUCCACAGAACUAGACUCCAUGGUGAGUGAGCAGUACAUAACUCCUGAAAUUCUGCCUCCCUCCCAUCCCAUGCCCAAUGGAACCAGAGAAGGUCUGUUGCAAGAAGAGCCCUUCAUAUCAAUAGACAGGGUUUGGGGCAACACAGUGGUCGUCACUGAAUAAGAAAAACAGCCUUAGAAAUCCCUGCUCAGAGCAGUCUUGAGUGAUCAUUUUUGAAGAGCUGGGAUUCCUUUAGAAAAUUCAAGAUCUGGUUUACUCUUCCAGAUUUUUCAGUAAUUAUAAGUGUGCUACUUACAGCCUAAUCACAACUGAGUAUCAAAUAGGGCACUGUAAGUACACAGUGUGAGGUAGUAAGGACCACAUUUUCGGUUGGUUUAACUCCACCAAUUUCCCGGAUCUCAUGAAUUAAACCAGCAGAGAAUUGUGCCCACAGGUCACAAAGCAGCAUGUGGUAACAAUGGACUUUAUGCGCUCUCUCUUCAGUUUCAGGAUAAAUAUUUAUUUUAAUAAAACAGCUGUUGGAACUCUGAUUUGGAGUCAUAAUGCAGUGUCCUAUAAAUAAGAACCAGGAUUUGGAGUUUGGAACUCCUGUGUGUUUUUGUCCGCCUCCCUCUUACAAAGUAAACAAUGUCUAAUCUUGCUAAUGUAUUUAUAACAAAAUUACCCCUAAGGCAUACGUGUGCUCUUCAAAGGACCAGCUUGUGCACAGGCUAACGCCAUGCUUCUUGCUUUCAGCAGCAAAGUACAAAAUGGCUGGUAAUGUUUCUGUUGUCUUAAAAAUUGAGCUUUUUUGGCCUGAUUUCAGGUCAGUUUCCUGACUACCUUUAUAUACUCAUAGACUCUAGGACUGGAAGGGACCUCGAGAGGUCAUCGAGUCCAGUCCCCUGCCCUCAUUUGAGUAUUUAUAAACCACUAAAUACUCAAAUGUGAAAUAGGUAUAUUGUGAAUUAAAUAAAUCCUCUCCAUUUGUCUGUCAGUGUGCUUUGUCUCUUUUGGUCAGUAUUUUUAUUAGCAUGGGUAGGCAACAUUAACUCAUCUACACACUAAGGGCUCAAUUCUGCCUCUGCUAUGGAUGCGUAAUCAGUGCUGAUUUCUGUGGGAAUGGUAUGUACACAGACGAGGGCUGAAUUUGGCCUAUUUUACACUUGAAGUUGAAGAUUAAUGAAGACACAUUAAAUCCCUGUUAGCUUUGUGGUUAAAGCACGGGGCUGGGACUCAGUACAUUGGAAUUUCAGUUCCAGCUGUGCCAUAGACUUCUUUGUGACCUUGGCCAACUCACUCAGUUUCUCUGUCUGUCUUUUUUUCCUCUGUGAAAUGGGCAUAAUACUUGCUUUCUCCCUGUUUUUAUCUGUCUUGUCUAUUUAGAUAGCAAGCUCAUUAGGGCAAGGAUUGUCUGACUAUAUGUGCAGGACCCAGCACAAUGGGGGCCCCUAGGUGCUACUGUAAUACAAGUAAAUAUUCUACUGUUUACCCCUGGAUAAACUAGGGGUAUAGGGAGGCAGUUACUUGCCCAAGUUCACGCAGCAAGUCAAUAAGAGAGCUUGGCACUGCAAAUCAAUCCUGAUUCACAGCACCCUGCUGUAACCAUUGGACAACAUUUCCCAAUAAAGGCUUCCCAGACAAAAGUAACUGAGGUCACUGUAUUAUUUGCUACUUGAAAAAACGUGUGUGCAUAUGUGGAAAAAUUUACUUAUGAAACACUACUUCAACCAUUUAAAAAGUAAUUGGUGGCUGUCCGUUCAUAUUCUAACUUUCUGUUAGUAUGUAAAUAUAAUAGUAUCAAAGUGAUGCUUACAAAUGAAUCUUUUAGCAAACAAACAAACAAAAGUACAAUCACUGUUAAAUUUAUGUGAAAAAGGCAUUGGUUCAUUAAACUGAAUAAAACAAAAGUUAGAUGACAGUAUAACAAUGACAUUAUUACCUGUAUUGCAGUGGCACCUAGAAGCCCCAGUUUUGAACCAUUGCUCUAGGAGCUGUAUAAACAGAAUAAAAAGAUGGUCUUUGCCCCCUAGAAUUUACAAUGCAAGUAAAUUAUACAUUAAUAUAAAUCUUUAACAGUAAAUUCUGAUUUUUAUGAUAGCCAAAAGUUGGUAACAUUAUCAGUUCAGAUCACUGGGAAUUUUACUCUGGAUGUGCAAAGUUCUGCAUGAAAGACAUCAAGCUCCUUCAGAAGAGCCCUGCUUCUGCAACUUUCCAACAGUAGGAGUGCCAAACCCUGAAGACUGGUUUCUGAAAUGGGUCUACUACAGUCUGCUGUAAGUACAAUUCCAGGUGCCAAAACUGACGGUCACUUAAGCUGUAUUUUGAAUUGCUGGAGUUUGAAAAAUCAAAUUGGUACUAUGGGAUAGCGCUUGGAUUAAAUAUAUAUUUAAAACGCUUAUUACAAAUUAAAAUAGGAUUCUGCUAGCAAAUCUGUAAUAAGAAUAUCGUACAUCAGUACAUUUAUUAUUCUGUGGAAAAAUACAAGGGUUGUCACUGACACAUCCAAAAUAUUCCUCAAGAUUAAAAGAAAAAAAAAAUCCACACAUGCAAACUAAGCUAAUACAGCUCUCCUCUUUUAUAGACAGUCAGUUACAGCUGUCUAAAUUCUUGCCAUCUUGAAACUGUUCACAGGAGAUAGAAUACCUGUUUUUUCACAGGAUGUGAUUCAUUCCAAGCCUCUGGAGGAAACUAGCUAAUGUCUUUUUAUAUGACAGUAUAUCUGAUAAUAUAACUGCUUGAUGUGAAGCAAUCAGCAAAUAUAACCCUCUGUGAUUGGAUUCAUGAGGCAGGUAUUUUCAGCCCAGCAACAGGAGGAAAUAGCUCAGAUUUCCUAAUGGUCGCUUAUUCAAAAUGUAUGUCAUCAAAGAUUGCAAAAGACUAUAUUGCUUUGGGGUUUUUUCUUUUGUGUAGCAGGUGCGUAGAUAGCAAUCUGAAGCUCAGGACUGUAGCCAAAAUUUAUAUGCCAAGUAAGAUUACUCCAUUCAGGGUUUUACCCAGAGCACUGCAGUUAAUGUUAUAUUUCCAAAGUCUGCAUUUGUCCGACAGGUAUAUAAAUGUUUUCAUUUGCUUUUUUCCUGCUGGUAAUACACUUGGGCCAUAUCUCCACUAGAAAGUUAUACUACUUAAACCAUAUCGGUUCCUGUACAGGAAUAAGCUAUGCUAGUAUCAAACAUCUUCAUAUUGGUAUGACUGCAUUCAUAGUAGGUGAUACUUAUAUUUUGGUCAAAAAUCAGACUCCCUAGCUGAAAUAGUUAUACUGGUUUAAAAGAAGUGUACAGAGCAGGGCUUGGAAUAAGAACAAAAACCUUGUGGCCUAAUUUUGGCCAUUGAGGGGGGAAAUGAUGUAGCCAUUUCAAGAAUGAGUACACAAACAGCUUGCAAAAGCACAGUCGGCAGAAGUGGCUAAGCAGGGAGAGGUGGAAACGAGUCAAAACAUUCAAAUGGCGCAGCUGUACAGUGCCUCCUGGACGCUGGCACCCACGAUGACUGCCCUUCUUGCCCUUGGACCCGGACCCUCAGUGUCGUCGUAUGUGUAUACUGUAUUUAGGUAACCCAGUCUACAAAGUUAUAUGUACCAUUAAGGAUCCACACAAGGGUUGGUGUAUGAAGGCCAUUACUAGUUCCUGGGGUGUACACACCUAGAACCAUGGCCUAUGCCUUCUACCUAUUCAGUUUCAGCUUAGAAUACGCUUGGCAAGACAUCUGUCUAUAGUUUUUCUAAAGUACCUAUGUGGGUAGCAUUUUAGCAAUAAGUACACUCAGGAUCUACGGUGGUACUAAUGAACACAGUAUGCAUUUCGUGGGUGCUUUAGUCCUGCCCCUGCUCCCACUCAAGUUGACAAAACUCCCAUUGACAUCACUGAAAGCAGGAUCCAGGUCCUUCAUGCCCAAUAAAUCUAGGCACCUCUCAAUUCAUUGUUGCCAUUGGCUUGUACUAAAUUCAGCAGUGAGUUUCAGCAUGGAGAACUGCAAGUCUCAGCCUAAGUCAGCACGGAACAGCAAAAAAAAGCACAACUGUGAAAGAAGUGGAUGGAUUGAGUCUGUUUCACACAGUGUGAAAAUGUGGAUGGUGGUGCUUUGAGGUUAAUGGAGAUGACAUUCUUGUAUCAUUGGCCAAAUAGAUCAUACGUCAGUGAGUUAGGUGACGGAAGGACAGUUUAUUUCUAUUUGUUCUCAGUUGUGCUAUAAUGAUAAAUUGGUAGAUUCCUUGCGCCCCCCC